Trichogramma pretiosum is the source of this 1302-nucleotide messenger RNA. RefSeq lists its product as uncharacterized. NCBI's taxonomy places the organism in Eukaryota, Metazoa, Arthropoda, Insecta, Hymenoptera, Trichogrammatidae. The record is from RefSeq and is a predicted model, not a curated record. Bases 547 to 1248 code for a protein of 233 amino acids. The transcript is spliced from 2 exons.
UGUUGGUAUUCCCUAUUGUAGUCAAGUGUGAAAUUAUAUACUUAUAGGCAUGGAACAAUGGGUCUCCCGACCGGGCUCUCGGUGUCGAAAAAGUGUCACGUCAGCUGACAGCUAUCGGUGUCUGCUUACAUAAAGCUUGACCGCAACUCAGCCGCACCCGAAAAAUCAGUGCGGCACCGGGAGUGACUAAUGAACUUUUUGCUCGACUUUCCGUGUCUCAUCGGUUGUGGAGGAGGUGGCGCCUGUCGAAUGACACGGAGCUCGGCAUCGCGCGACCCACUACGCGAUGGCUUACCCUUGCCCGCGCGCCGGCGCGCCAUUAUCGGUCGAAAGGGGCUGGAGAAUUCGAAUUUCUUCUUCUUUUUCUGAUUUUAAAUAAAACUGGUUUCAUAUAAGACGACGAAGAUACGGCGAUACGACGAUGAUAGCGCCUCGCGGCAUGCGCGCGCGGUGACAACAACGAGUGCUCGAGACCUUUCACUUUAUACAGUGCUCCAUGAAAUUUCAUUCGGUAUAGACGUGCGGAUAAGGUGUCAAAGAGGAAGAAUGUCGUGCAGAAAAUUCGCGCCGUGCCUCGUCUUGCUUCUUUUCGCGGCUUGCGUUACCUGCAAUCCGGUGGAAGUUCAAAAGGCAAACGAGGCGCCAGAGGAAGUGGAGCAGGAGCUCGUCGACAACCAAAUUCAGCAGCAGCAGCACGCGCAGCUCACGGAAAAGGAAUGGACCGAAGUCUUUGAAUUUUACAACGACACCUUGUCGGCUCUGCGCGGACUCAAAGACGUCUGGACCAAGCCCUUCGACGAACUGUUCGAUCAUCUGCGUCAGAACAACACGAACGUGAGGCUGCUUAAGCAGGAGCAGGUGGCCGAGCUAGAGCGCGACUUUGGCGAGAAGGCGCGCGACGCCUUGGAGCGCAUCGACGACGAGCUGCGCGAGUUUCAGGAGAUCUACGAGAAGUCGCGGGAGAUGAUGCGGGCCAACGAGACCAGCCACUACGACAGAUACGUCUUCGGCAUGGCCUGGGUGCUGAGCGAGGAGCUGGCCGCCUACCAGCUGAUGGUCGGCAACGUGCUCAGAGAGGCCGAGAACGUCGCCGAGCUCAUGAUCGAGCAGCAGAGCAGCACCGAUCGGCCGACCACUAUCAGUCCGUACGCCGUGUCGGUCGAGUAUAACGAGACGGUUGCGAUGACCACGAUGACGACGACGAUGGACGAGGACGAGGACGACGAUAUGAAUGACAUGAAUGAAUAAUAUAUUAACCAGAAAAAUAAAUACGCUUGUUGUACAUACAUAACAUAAACAAAA